AUGUCAGAGAAAAGCCUGCCUCUGAUUCCUCGAAAGAACCACCUUGGUCAUGAGACAUCUCACAGUACAGAGCCUACCAUUCCAGAGUGCGAUGAAAAUGCCGAUGCCGCCCAGAAUCCUUUGCGGCAGAGUCCUCACGUCCUGCUUGUCAAAGAAACAACCCCGGCGGAGCUUUUCUACGAUCUCUUCUUCGUUGCGAAUCUGGCAGCUUUCACUUAUGUUCACUCCGUGACAGAUGGUCGGACUCUCGAGCAGUACAUCUGCUUCUUCUGCGUACUAUGGUUCACUUGGUUUCAGGUCACUCUGUAUGACGUGCGCUUCGCUGUCGAUUGCGUUGCAAGCCGCAUCUGGAAGGCCUUCCACUUCUGUGUUAUGAUGGGUCUGGCUGCGACUGGACCCAUGUUCAAGCUCGGCAAUAAAUGGGACGACAGAGGGCUUGCGAUCGACAACUACCUCCAUGCUUUGACCUUGGUCCUGAUGGCGAGCCGACUUAUUCUUGUCCUACAGUACUUGCAGACUGGUCUUUUCAUCAGCAAAUAUAAAGAAACGCGGAUGCCAAUGCUGCUACUGCUGGCCCUUUACGCAAUUGCUGCGACGAUAUAUGGAUCGCUAGCUGCCACUUUUCGUAUCAGUCACGUCGAUGGACAUUCCGACCCUAAUUGGAAGUCACACAAUCACUCCAACAACAGAUCCUGGCUCGCAUGGUAUCUCGUCGGCUUCGCAGAGUGUAUUCUCGCCACCGCCGUCUCCUGCAAAUGGCGCACGAUAGGCUACAAGGGCACCCAUCUGGUGCAAAGAAUGUCGCUUCUGACCCUGAUUAUCAUCGGAGAAGGUAUCAUCACGCUGACAAAGUCUUGUCAAACCAUUGCACGUGUCCACAGCAUCACUUGGAACCCGGUCACCGUUACUGGUCUUCUUUGCGGAGUUCUCAUUCUCUACUUUAUCUACAUGCUAUACUUCGACUGGAUCGAUGAAGGACACCAUUUCGGCUCCAUUCGACAACAAGUCUGGGCCGGCCUACAUUUCAUCCUUCAUCUAGCUGUCGUACUAGCUGGACAAGGUCUCAGUCUAUGUCUUCUCUGGAGUGCACUCACCUACAAAGCCAAGGCACUCACUAACAUGUUCAAACACUGGCUGGGCAUUCUAAAUGGCCAAGGCUACAACAGAGAGAACUUCGACGAAGCGGUCCGUCAAUGGACUGACGUAAGUCGUAACAUUACCGAAGACGAAGGCUACGUUGCCAAGGACCCGGCAACAGUUCUCCGCGACUUGAACGAUGAAUAUUAUAUUCGAGAAGCUUUGAAGUACAUGACGUACCGGAACGAAUCGUGGACUAACGCGAUGCAACUUAUAUUCUAUACCGACUUCCUCGCCAUCAUGACCAUUACAGGCUUCAACAAAGUCAAACUCUACGAUGAAAUCGAAGACUUGAAACUUAUCGAUGAGAAGCUCGAUAUCCCGAACUGGACCCUCGACAAAGGCCGCGUGAAGGAACUGGCAAAGGUGGCAGACAUGUUUCGCCUUACAUACAUCUACUUCUUCCUCUCUCUGGGUAUUGUCGUUCUGGUAUGCACGGCACUGGCAUUUCUAAGCCAAAGAGAGAAGCAAGUGUACCACAAGGCACGACUCUCUUGUAGUAUGCUGGUGGGAGUUGGACUUUGCUGCAUGAUCAGCAUGGCGUUUGGACAUGCCGGAGCUUUUAGAAAAUAUACCGGAAGUCCCAUGCUCAUCCCAUCUGUGGCAAUUCUCUUAUUGCUUGUCGUCAUCCUCAAUAACGCCAAACCUAUCCUACCUUGGGGAAGGAGUUGCAAGAAGUGUAAGCAGAGACAAGUGUUUCCACACCGCAAGAUCGAAGGCGAAGUCACUGAUGAGGAGGAUUCGGGUGGAUUUGACGAUGCUCUGAGGCAGUGUUCUACCUGUACCAUCCAAGAAGAACGACGAGCAUGGCGCACAUGA
This is a messenger RNA of Pseudocercospora fijiensis CIRAD86, 1956 nucleotides long. RefSeq lists its product as uncharacterized. The record is from RefSeq and is a predicted model, not a curated record. The transcript is spliced from 6 exons. Lineage: Eukaryota; Fungi; Ascomycota; Dothideomycetes; Mycosphaerellales; Mycosphaerellaceae. Bases 1 to 1956 code for a protein of 651 amino acids.